This is a messenger RNA of Talaromyces marneffei, 1032 nucleotides long. RefSeq lists its product as uncharacterized. Lineage: Eukaryota; Fungi; Ascomycota; Eurotiomycetes; Eurotiales; Trichocomaceae. The transcript has 2 exons. The record is from RefSeq and is a predicted model, not a curated record. Gene Ontology annotation, biological process: secondary metabolic process. Bases 1 to 1032 code for a protein of 343 amino acids.
AUGGUCUCCCUGUCAACCGUCAACGACUCAAACGCGAGGAUCGCAACCGGUCUGCCCACGGGGAUGGUGGCCGUAUUCGUCGGUGCCACGAGCGGCAUAGGCGAAUAUACCCUCAAGACCUUUGCGCAGCAAACUAAGGAGCCCACGAUUUACCUCGUGGGUCGAUCUGACACCGCAGCAACACGUAUUGUUGCCGAGUGCGAGGAGAUCAAUCCCGGCGGGAAAUACGUCUUCAUCAAGUCCGACGUCAGUUUGUUGAAAAAUGUGGACAAUGUAUGUGAGCAGAUUUUGUCCAAGGAGGAGUCUAUCAAUCUUCUAUUCCAGACUCAGGGCACCAUGGUUUUGGAUAAGACUUCAGAGGGCCUCCCAAUUGCAUACGUCCUCCCAGUAACAUCCCGCAUCCUCUUCACCAUCAACCUCCUCCCCGCCCUUCAAAAAGCAAAAUCGCUCCGACGCGUCGUCUCCGUCCUUGCAGGCGGCUUUGAAGGCUACUUCGAUCACACGUCGUGGGUCGAAUUCCCAGUCAAGAAUCUUACAAAGUCCCGAGGCCAUCUUGCAUCAAUGGUCACCAUGGCAAACAACGUAAUGGCCCGACAAGCCCCCAACGUCUCAUUCAUUCACAUCUUUCCCGGAGGAGUCAGAACCGGCUUUGGAAAGGAUGCGAAAGGUGGCAUGGCUAUGGUGAGAAUGAUGUACAAUUUCUUUGGUUUCUUUUUUAUCAAGCAUCUUCCUCCAGAUGAAUGUGGAGCGCGACAAUUGUAUUGCGCUACAAGCGCUCGGUUUCCCCCUGCUGCUGCUACUGCCAUGGAUCAUGGAGAUGAUGGUGGAGUGUCUCUUUCAGACCAUGUCACCGUUGCUAGAGGUACGGAUGGUAAGCCCGGCAGUGGUAGCUACACGAUCAACUUUGACGCUGAGAAUGUGUCUCUCGAAGUGGACAAGCAUUUGGCUCAGGCUCGGGCAGAUGGGAUGGAGGAGAAAUUGUGGGAGCACGUAUUGCAGGAGAUUGAACAGGCUACAGGGAAAGCUCGUUGA